Molecule: messenger RNA, 831 nt
Organism: Morchella sextelata
Lineage: Eukaryota; Fungi; Ascomycota; Pezizomycetes; Pezizales; Morchellaceae
Exons: 1
Coding region: 1-831 (276 amino acids)
Source: RefSeq, a predicted model, not a curated record
AUGGCCGAUAACUACAACGCGCGCACAACUUCCUUCGCGUUCAACGACGGCCCUUCAUCUUCGAAUGGGAAUGGGGGAGACCAGUAUUUCCACUCCUCUUCCACCCCCGCAGACACCAAUAGCAGCGGCUCCUCCGCGAACUCUUUCGCAAACGCUGGUAACAACUCUAGCUCUAGCUUCUCUACUGCUGGAAGCGGCGGCAGCGGGGGAGGAGGAUCAGGAGGAAAAGAGGAGGCAUUCCACUUCGACGUCAUGAGCUGGUACCCGAAAUACCAAUCGUGCCAGCGGUACUUUCUUGAAGUUGCGCAGCACAGUUACCCCUGCCAGGCCCUCGCGGCGUUCAUAAAUAUCAAGCUUCCCUUUCAGCGGACUCCCGUGAUGCAGGGCGCCGUGCCAAUCCAACCACACAUGCCGUCGUCGUCGCGGCCGCCGCAGUACCGUAACACGGGCGGCUUUCCGAUCCACCCGACGAUUUCACAGUUUGGGUGGGUGUCGUUGCACCCGUAUAUGCGCCGGCUGGUCGCGACGGGCUUCGACGUCGCUGCGAUCCUGCAUGGGUGGUUUGGCGACGAUUGGGAGGACGGUGUGGGGCCAUUACAUGAGCAAGAGAGGAGAAACUACAUGUUCGCGGCAAAGAGCGGCGGGUGGAAGAGCGUGAAGAAGCAGUACGAUGAGGUCAUUGAUGAGGCCGUGCCGUAUCUGAUCCCUCUGAGUAAGGUGCAGAAUGCGGAGAUUGAGGGCGCAGAGAGUCUCUGGAGUAGGUGGUUGGCGAUGGAGGAUUGGAUGCUUGGUGCGAGAGCGCCGGCAGGAGAUAUGGGGGAUGAGCAUUAA